AUGGCUACAUCGGUGAAGAACAACUUCCUAAACCCUGCACUGGUUUCCAAUCUCCAACAAGCACUGAUCCGCAGGAAGGACAGUGUGCAGGAACAGCACCAAAACAAAGCCAAGGAACCCACCAAAGCUUCUUCAAAGCCUGUGGUACUUGUCACCAAUGGUGAAGGCAUAGACUCUCCUGGCCUCACAUACCUUGUGGAGGCACUCCUUCGGGAUGCUCUCCUUGAUGUCCAUGUCUGUGCCCCACAAUCGGAUAGAUCGGUGAGUGGUCAUUCGGUUACCACUGGGGAGACACUAGCUGUGUGUUCAGCACAAGUUGGUGGUGCCAAUGCCUAUGAAGUGUCAGGAACCCCAGCAGACUGUGUCUCUUUGGCUUUAUCUGGGGCAUUGUUUUCUUGGUCAAAACCUGUUUUGGUAAUCAGUGGACUAAACAAAGGAGCAACUUGUGGUUUUGACACUUUGUACUCUGGAGCUGUUGCUGGAGCUAGAGAGGCAUUGAUUUGUGGUGUGCCUUCUCUCUGUAUAUCAUUGAACUGGGAAAAGAAUGUGAGUUGUGAAAGUGAUUUGAAGGAUGCAGUUACGGUAUGUUUACCAUUGAUUCACGCAGCCAUAAGAGAUAUACAGAAAGGGAUUUUCCCCAAUAAUUGCUUCCUCAAUAUAGGGAUCCCAAGGUGCCCUCUGACAAAUAAGGGUAUCAAAGUGACAAGGCAAAGUCCAAAUAGAUCUUCUUUAAAUUGGCAAGCUGUGUCAACAAAUAGGAAUCCUUCGGCAGGCCAUUACAUGUCAAACCAGCAAAGUCUUGGAAUCAUGUUAGCCCAACUAGGACGAGAUGCCUCUGCUGCUGCAGCAGCACGCCGUCUGAACUCAAACCGCAAGAACGUGGAGGUUGAAUCCAUUGGUAUUGCUGAAAAAUUCAGUUCUGAACAAAGCACAAAGAAAUACUUCAGAAUGGAGUUAACAGCAAAAGGGCAGCAAAGUAAAGAGGAUGGUUUAGACUCUAGAGUACUUGAACAGGGAUUUGUUACCGUGACCCCUUUGUCUUUGUAUGCAAAUGGUCACAUGGAAAUUCAAUCAUCAGUGUCCAGCUGGUUAGCUAUUGCACUCAGUGGUGAUCAAUGA
Messenger RNA from Sphenostylis stenocarpa, 1119 nucleotides. The record is from the annotation of a GenBank genome assembly. NCBI's taxonomy places the organism in Eukaryota, Viridiplantae, Streptophyta, Magnoliopsida, Fabales, Fabaceae.